Closterium sp. Naga37s-1 is the source of this 2265-nucleotide messenger RNA. The record is from the annotation of a GenBank genome assembly. NCBI's taxonomy places the organism in Eukaryota, Viridiplantae, Streptophyta, Zygnematophyceae, Desmidiales, Closteriaceae.
AUGGCUGCUGAAAACCCUAGGUGGCACGGGUUGAAGACACUCAAAUUGGAUCUAGUGGAGUACGUCCAGAGAUGCGUCGUUGAGAGGCAGUCGGUGCCGGCCAAUCAUCCUACAGGGCCAAGCACCGCCCCCCUGGACGACGACGGGAUCAAAACAAAGUCGGUGCCCCAAGCGGGCGUGAUUUGCCUGGUGGAGUUUGGCGCGCACGAAACUAUAACAAGAGGGCAUGAUGGUGGUGGUGGCGAGGCCGACUUGGAGGAGGAGGAGGAGGAGGAGGAGGAGGAGGAGGAGGAGGAGGAGGAGGAGGAGGAGGAGGAGGAGGAGGAGGUGGGGGAGGCGCAGGAGGGGGAGGAGGAGGAGGAGGAGGAGGAGGAGGAGGAGGAGGAGGAGGAGGAGGAGGAGGAGGAGGAGGAGGAGGAGGAGGAGGAGGAGGAGGAGGAGGAGGAGGAGGAGGCGGAGGAGGGGGAGGAGGAUGAGGAGGAGGGGGAGGAGGAGGAGGAGGAGGAGGAGGAGGAGGAGGAGGAGGAGGAGGAGGAGGAGGAGGAGGAGGAGGAUGAGGAGGAGGAGGAGGAGGAGGAGGAGGGGGAGGAGGAGGAGGGGGAGGAGGGGGAGGAGGGGGAGGAGGAGGGGGGGGAGGAGGAGGGGGAGGAGGAGGAGUGGGAGGAGGAGGAGGAGGAGGAGGAGGAGGAGGAGGAGGAGGAGGAGGAGGAGGAGGAGGAGGAGGGGGAGGAGGGGGAGGAGGGGGGGGAGGAGGAGGAGGAGGAGGAGGAGGAGGAGGAGGAGGAGGAGGAGGAGGAGGAGGAGGAGGAGGAGGAGGAGGAGGAGGCAGAGAAGGAGGCUCAUAGAGCUGAGGCGGACUCCGAUGACGGUCUGCUGGGAGCAGACGCGCAGGACCAUGGCGGACAUGUGGAGGCCGACCUGACGAAUGUCGUUGAAUGGGGUGCUGGACGUGUCCCGAUGUCGACCGGCGAGGCAGGCGCAAAUGUGGCAUCGGCCGGAAAUGAAGGGGGGGACAAGUCUCGUAUAAUCACGCAGGCGCAUGGUCAUCCAGCAUCGACCACUCUUAGUAAAGGCGGAGACGACAUCAGCGUGGAGGGUAUGCAAGCUGGCGGGUCUUCCUCCCAUGCCGCUGGAAAGAAAGUACCAACACCGGGUUGCUCCCAACCGGCGUUGAAGGCAGGCAACCCGUCGUCGGCGACGUUGAUCCUCUUGCAGUCUCACCAGGUCCUCGCUACUAUGGUCAGCGUAGUGGAGGGCACGGGCCGUAACAGCGUGAAAGAGGAGGACCCUGUGGCAAGAGCGCUGAUGGAGGAGCUUCUGGCUCUUCAGGCGCAUUCGCACCAGCCACCCUUCGCCUUUGCCAACGCCACUGCCCCAACACCUCGCACCCGGUCUCGGUCGAGAUCAAAGCGCGUCAAGCGGCAUCACCAUCCGCUCAUCCGCCGACAACUGGCCCCAGCGCUGCACCGACCCCGGGGCAACCCGUCGCCGGUCCUACACCUUCAGACCUGGUCUCGGCCAGAUCAACGCGCGUCAAGUGGCAGCACCAUUGCUCAUCCGCUGACAACUGGCCCCAGCGCUGCGCCGACCACGCAGCAGCCCGCCGCCAAGGCCACGCCAUCGGACCCGGUCUCGGCCAUGCUGCUGGCCGAGAUCAACGCGCUUCAAGCAGCAGCACCAUCCCCUCAUCCGCCGACAACCGGUACCCGCGCUGCGCCGACCAUCGUGAGCUUGGGUGGGCUGUACGCCAAGCAGUGGCAGACAAGACGCCGGUUCCUCCAGUGGUUCCAACGCCUUACCAGGUCGGCAAGGUGGCCCUUGAUGGUGGCGUUGACGAUUUUCAACAACCUUAUCAUCGGGGACGAGGAUGUGCAAUUGAUACAAGCAACAAUGGACGCAGAAAGACAUGCCGCUCAGCAGGCUGGUGAAGCUGCGUCGACCAACGUUGCUGUGGAGGAUCGGCCGGCCGGUGUUCAAUCGGCCCCCCAGACCAGGCAGAUCGUGCCGUCGGACCGGUCGGCCGGCGUUACGGUUGCUGGCCAGGCUGGUCCAUCCUUACCGUCCCUCUAUCAUGCAUACUUCAUAGCGGUCGAUCACGCCUUCCAGACCGGCCCAACGGACCGAUCGGCAGGCGUCACGGCUGCUGACCAGGCUGGUCAAGUGGGACCGUCCUUCCGGCCGGUCCUUUCAGUGGCUACCUGGGCCGGCAAGACAGGGCCUUCAGACCGAUCAACAUGUGUCACAUUUGCUGUCCAGACGGGUUAG